AUGAGUGAGGCAGGAGAGGCCACCCUCAGGAAGGGGGCCGCCUCAGUUUCCCCCCAAGACACGAGGAAAGGUCUCUUGUCCUUGGGAGGCGGAGAUUCUUCCCGGGCCCUGGUGGCCAGCAACCUCAGCGGGGACGCGAUCUCCGAGGCCACCGCGCGGGCGGGCGCCAGGGGAAAGGCGCCCGAGAAGGUCAUCGCCAAGGGGGUCCGUGGCUCCGUGAAGUGGUUUAAUGUGAAGAAAGGAUACGGUUUCAUCCGCAGACACGAUACGGAGGAAGACGUGUUCGUGCACCACGCGGCCAUAGCCCGGAACAACCCUCACAAGUACCAACGCAGCGUGGGCGACGGCGAGACGGUGGAGUUCGACGUGGUGCAGGGCGAGCGGGGCACCGAGGCCGCUAACGUGACCGGGCCGGCGGGCGCCCCAGUGGAGGGCAGCCGCUUUGCCGCCAACCGCUCCGGCGUCCGCCGCGGCUUCUACAUCUGCCACCGCGCUCCUCAGUCUCGCCGUCCCCGGGGCGCCGAGGACGACGUCGACGAAGGCGAGGGCGGCGGCGACGGCUUCACCGUGACCCGGGGCCCGAGGUGCCGCCUGCUCAGCCUCCCUCCGAACCAACAGCUGCGGCUGCGGCGCUGCUCACCCUUCCGCAGGGCCCAGGCGGUGACCAGCGGCCCCUGGAUCCUUGCUCCCGACCUCGGCCUGCAGGCCGCCCACCUGCCUGGGCCCACCCCUGCCGCAAGGCCCCAGGGCGCACCGCCCACGCGGAAGCCCGGCCUCAGCUACCGGCUGAGUCGCCCUAGGGGCCGAGGCCGCCCUCCUGGUCCUAAGCCCUCACCCGUCGUCUCCGAGGAGUUGACAGCGAAGGACGAGGAGAGUGGCCGCGUUGCUGGAGGCCUGCAGCAGAGGCCCCCGCCAUACUAUGGAUCCCGACGCCCCAUCCCGGAAGGAGCAGAGAGCAAGAUCCUCGAGGGCCCUGCCGAAGCACCCGCUCGUGUUGCCAAGAAGAGCAGCCCCGCAGUCGUGGAUGCCCCCUCCACGGCUCAGGCCGAGUGA
Messenger RNA from Pteropus alecto (black flying fox), 1053 nucleotides. RefSeq names its product Y-box-binding protein 3-like. The coding region runs from base 1 to 1053 and encodes 350 amino acids. Gene Ontology annotation, cellular component: nucleus. The transcript has a single exon. Lineage: Eukaryota; Metazoa; Chordata; Mammalia; Chiroptera; Pteropodidae. Gene Ontology annotation, molecular function: nucleic acid binding. Gene Ontology annotation, biological process: regulation of gene expression. The record is from RefSeq and is a predicted model, not a curated record.